This is a messenger RNA of Impatiens glandulifera, 522 nucleotides long. Its product is annotated as protein HEADING DATE 3A-like. The transcript is spliced from 5 exons. The record is from RefSeq and is a predicted model, not a curated record. NCBI's taxonomy places the organism in Eukaryota, Viridiplantae, Streptophyta, Magnoliopsida, Ericales, Balsaminaceae. The coding region runs from base 1 to 522 and encodes 173 amino acids.
AUGCCAAGGGACACCAAUCCUCUUGUUGUUGGGAGUUGUGGGGAAUGUGUUGACCAUUUCUUUAGGUCUAUCGACCUUCAAGUUAUUUAUAACACAAGGGAAGUUGCAAACGGUUGUGAGUUUAGACCCUUCCAAGUUGUCAACCGUCUAGGGCGGGUCCAGUUGGGUGGUGAAGAUCUUAGGACUUUUUUCACUCUUUUAGUUAUGGUAGAUCCCGAUGCUCCUAGCCCAAGCAACCCGACCCUGAGGGAGUACUUACAUUGGUUGGUUACUGAUAUCCCAGCCAUGCAACUCAUGAGACAAGAGGUCGUUUGCUAUAAGAGUCCACGCCCGUCUACGGGAAUCCACCGUUUUGCAUUCAUACUUUUCCAGCAGCUAGGAAGGCAGACGGUUUACGCUCUUGGAGGGCGUCAAAACUUUAACACUCGAGAUUUUGCUGAGCUCUACAAUCUGGGCCUCCAUGUAGCCGCAGUAUACUACAACUGCCAGAGGAAAACUGGCUCUGGCAGCAGAAGGCGGUGA